AUGGCGUCGGCCAAAGUUUCAACUGGCCUCGAGCAUUUUUCCCGUCUCAACCAAGCCGUAUACUUCCACCAACCUCCACCCACAGUCCCCACAGCAAACCAGGAACCAGACCUUAUCCUCCUUCUAGGAUGGAUGGGUGCAAAGCCUCGAGCUCUAGCCAAGUAUGCGGCCAUUUACGAGAAACUCUACCCAUCGUCACGGAUACUCAUCGUCACGACAGACUACCUUGAUGUCACCAUACGCACUGCAACCGCCAAUGCCAACCGCAUCAGACCCGUCCUCGAAAUCCUAUAUUCUCUGGCCGAGCAUGCGAAUGCGAAACUGCUCCUCCAUUUCUUCUCCAACGGUGGAGGUUUCACGAGUAUGUUGAUCGCACAGAGCUUUCGCGAGAAGACAGGACGGGCACUGCCUGUGAGCGCGAUGGUACUUGAUAGUUGUCCUGGAAAGGCAUCGUACGAAGGCACCCAGCGAGCCUUUGCCAUCGGUAUGCCCAAGAAUGUAUUUCUACGAGUGCUUGGGUUAUUUUUGGUUGGAAUAUUCUUGCGUUUGUUGAAAGUGUACUGUACGGUGCUAGGAAAGAUGAAUAUGAUAGAAAGGUUGAGAAAGGUGCUUAACGACAAAGCUCUCUUUGAUACUGCUGCGCCAAGGACGUAUAUAUACAGUGAGGGAGAUGAUAUGGUUGACUGGAGGGACGUGGAUGAACACGCGGAAGAGGCUACGAAGAAGGGAUAUACUGUUGAGUUGGAGAAAUAUCAUGAUAGUGGCCAUGCUGCUCAUAUGGUCAAAGACGGGGAAAGAUACUGGACUAUCAUCCAGAGACUCUGGAAUACGGUUCUUUAG
Molecule: messenger RNA, 840 nt
Organism: Venustampulla echinocandica
Lineage: Eukaryota; Fungi; Ascomycota; Leotiomycetes; Helotiales; Pleuroascaceae
Exons: 1
Coding region: 1-840 (279 amino acids)
Source: RefSeq, a predicted model, not a curated record